AUUCACUUCCACUUUGGAUAGCUGCAUUCCACAGAAUUCUUAGAUACAUACGCACUGUCAUAAUACAGCAUGUAUAAAUCUGUCGUCACCCGCGCGGCAAGGCAGCUCGCUCAACCCAUUGGCCGCCGAUAUGUUUCUACGCCUGCCGCCUUCGACUGGAGAGACCCUCUAGGAGCAGCGUAUAACUUCACAGAGGAAGAGCAAGCAAUAUCAGAGACUGCAGAGUCAUACUGCCAGGAAAGAAUGCUUCCAAGAGUCCUUGAGGCAUACAGAACGGAGACUUAUGACAAGAAAAUAUUGGAGGAGAUGGGAGAGCUGGGCUUGCUCGGUGCCACGAUACAAGGCUAUGGCUGUGCAGGUGUUUCUUCAGUGGCAUCUGGGUUGAUUACACGAGCAGUGGAAAGAGUGGACUCGGGCUAUCGAUCAGGAAUGAGUGUGCAGUCCUCUCUAGCAAUGGGCGGCAUUGAAGAGUUUGGAUCAGAAGAGCAGAAGGAGAAGUUCUUGCCAGAGAUGGCAAAAGGAAGGAUGUUGGGCUGCUUUGGUCUGACGGAGCCUAAUCACGGCUCGGAUCCUGGAAGCAUGGAGAGCGUGGCGAAGCCACAUCCUACGAAAGAAGGAUACUAUAGCUUGUCGGGCUCCAAGACGUGGAUCACAAACUCUCCAAUUGCAGAUGUAUUGCUCGUAUGGGCCAAGCUACAGGAGACGGGCAAGAUUCGUGGCUUCCUCAUUGAGCGAUCAAAGUGCCCACCGGGCACACUUGAGACACCAAAAUUGGGAGACAAGAACGGUCUCCGAGCAUCUAUUACUGGCAUGAUUCACAUGGAUAACCUGCCAGUAGCAAAGGAGAUGAUGUUUCCAGAGAUUGAAGGUCUGCGAGGUCCGUUCUCAUGCCUGAACGGUGCCCGGUAUGGUAUCGCGUGGGGGGUGAUUGGUGCGCUGGAGGAUUGCAUUGCUCGUGCCCGAGAGUAUGCACUCGAGCGCAAGCAAUUCAAGGGCAAUCCUAUUGCCAAGUACCAGCUUGUGCAGAAGAAGCUCGCAGAUGCGACUACGGAUGCAGCGUUCGGGAUCCAAGCUGCAUACCAAGUUGGGCGUCUGAAGGACGAAGGCAAGGCUGCGCCUGAGAUGAUUUCUAUGAUCAAGCGCCAAAACUGCGACCGCGCACUGAUGGGCGCACGAAACCUGCAGGAGAUAUUUGGUGGCAAUGCUGCCAGCGAUGAGUACCAUAUUGGCCGACAUGUCUCGAACUUGUUUGUGACUCAGACAUAUGAGGGCCAGAGCGAUAUUCACGCUCUGAUCCUUGGUCGGGCCAUAACCGGCAUCCAGGCCUUUGUAUAAACACUGGGGGGUUUCAGGUUGCCGUCAGUGGACGUCAUUUUUGAGGCAGCCGGUAUAGCGUUCAGCCCUAACGAGCAGGAUAUACCGCUUCGACGAGUGUCAAUAUACCUAUGUAGCAUACACUCGUGGAACAUGACUGAAUGUGAGCAAUCCAUCACCAGGAGAAUUGAUUCUAUCGUACAUGUAGUCACUAAGACAAAGACGGCACGUGCGUAC
Sphaerulina musiva SO2202 is the source of this 1551-nucleotide messenger RNA. Its product is annotated as glutaryl-CoA dehydrogenase mitochondrial precursor. Gene Ontology annotation, cellular component: mitochondrial inner membrane. The transcript is spliced from 3 exons. Bases 70 to 1335 code for a protein of 421 amino acids. Gene Ontology annotation, molecular function: glutaryl-CoA dehydrogenase activity; flavin adenine dinucleotide binding; fatty-acyl-CoA binding. The record is from RefSeq and is a predicted model, not a curated record. Lineage: Eukaryota; Fungi; Ascomycota; Dothideomycetes; Mycosphaerellales; Mycosphaerellaceae. Gene Ontology annotation, biological process: fatty acid beta-oxidation using acyl-CoA dehydrogenase; fatty-acyl-CoA biosynthetic process.